Molecule: messenger RNA, 1393 nt
Organism: Marasmius oreades (fairy-ring Marasmius)
Lineage: Eukaryota; Fungi; Basidiomycota; Agaricomycetes; Agaricales; Marasmiaceae
Exons: 2
Coding region: 116-1015 (299 amino acids)
Source: RefSeq, a predicted model, not a curated record
UGUGGCUGUGGCUGUGGCACGCGGUUACCUCGGUUGUCCAGAAUUGUCAAGAGGACCUCCAGCCUUGCUCGUUACAAACCCACUUGCUACGACCACUACUACCAACAAAGGACUCAUGGCGGAGCCCAUCCUCUCCUCUCGUGCCUCUCAUCGUCGUCAACGUCUCGCCCAGCUCGAAUUGGAACAACAAGCUGAAGAUAUAGAAGCCUUUGAAGCUAUCAGAGCUUGUAGUGUUGAUGUCGAUGCCGAUGGGGAAGUUGCGUGGUGGGAUUUGGAUGGUUUGGCGUUUCGCGGUUCUACCAACAUUGCCACCGUGAUCAGCCAGCAGCCGCCAAAACCACCGAUUACCCCGCCUUUGGUCACUAAGCCGGCAGAGCAGGAGUCCUACUUCCCUCAACACACUGUCGAGAUCCUUGUACAGAACCAUUUGGCCAAGAGGGAGCUUCAAAAGCAGAGGAGCCCUGUCAAGGCUGUUUUUGACACGAACAACAAACUGACCGACACGGACUCAACGAUCCGCGUGCCAUUAGCCAAGCGCAAGCCUCGAUUCACUGAUGCUAGCACGAAUGCCCCCUUUCCUCGCGCCGAAGGAGAAGGAGAAGGAGAAGUGCCAGACCCAGAAGGUGACAUAGAUGUUACCAUCCGCCUUCCAACAGCUAAACGAACUUGUCGUGUCUCCCUUGCUACUCUUGCUACUGGUACUACCGGUUCCAACACGUCCUAUCCAUCCUACAAUAAUAACAAGUUCCCUCUCAUUCCUGUCAAACGCGACCGUUUUAGUGCCCCACCUGUAAUGUCCCACGUCCGGGCCCGUGCACACACCUUGACUUCUACUUCUACUUCCCUGCCACCUGCGUCUCUUGACCGUGCAUGGAGCAGAAUUAGAGGCAUUGGCCGUGGUACAGCUGUGAGCGGAAGGGAGAUCCCGAGGAGGCCAACACCUGCUGCCGGUGUGAUCAUGGGUGGUUCUACCAUGUCGUCUUUCCGCGCGACCUCGAAGAGGAAGAGGGAUUAGUCUCGCGUAGACGUAGACGUGGGUCCUAGUUGACGAUGCCUGGAACACCUAAGACGAGCGAAUGAUGACCAACUUGGACGACAUUUAUCAUCAUGAAAACUAUACGAAGAAUACGCACAAAGCGAAAAUACUGUAUCAAUAUCCCUCCCGAUGAUUACCAAUUACCACUUUUGCACCACUUCCUAGAUUUAUUAUCUCUUUUUUCGCUGCCCGUCCGCGUACGCGAAAGAUGUAAUACUACACCGGUUCCUUUACUUCUUACCUCUUACCUAUCAUACAUCAUACAUAUCAUACAUUCAUACUAUACCCUCGAUUUGUAUAGCUCAUUAACCUAACACACUUAGAUCACCAUCACUCAAAUGAUGUUAUGACUCGGAG